GCUCAUGAAUAUUAUACAUUUCGAAGGGAGACUAUUAUCUUAAUUAAAAUACAAACUUUUGUAACAGAAGUAAAAAUACACAUAAACAGCAGAAACAGGCAUACAAAUCAUUUAUUUGCAAUAAAAUGAAGCCUGACAAAAUGCUUGAAAUGUACUAAAAUAUAUAUUCAAUUUAAAGUAAUAAAAUUACAUAUGUAAUAUUACAAAAAUCAUAAAAAAGUUGGAAACAAUUGAAGGUAACAAUGGCGACUAUGACGUAGUCAAUGGUAACAAUUAACGAUGUUUAUAUAUAGGUCUUCAUCGAUUUCUUUGCGUUGCGAAAAGUAAGUUCUAUGGAAACAAAGAAAGCCCCCUACCACGUGCUUCGCUGAACCUAUAAAAUAGACAUAAAGACGAGUUUCAGAACAUCGAACACGCUGGCACGUGGUUGUGUUGCUACAAGAAAUAAACAUGAAGUUGCUAAAUAUAAUGGCAUUGGAUGCGAUGUUAUCGCGGUCUUCAGAAGAAACUCAUUAUAUUCGCAAAAGCGUGUUAGAACACAGGUUAGUGGCACGUAAGAAAAGUUCUUCAACAAAGAAACGAUGUCCAUUUGAUGCACUGCAUUUAAUCGAUGAAGGCCAUUUUGAGCAUCAUCUUUUAAACUGUGUAAGUAACACGAACGUGAAAGCAGAACCAAGUGACUUAAAAUUAAAGUAUGAAUUAGGAACUGUACCUUUGGAAGAAGUAACAGCACUCCCUGUAUCUGUAAUGGAGGAUUGGCAGGAGGAAAAUUUAGGAACGUAUGAUCCUUGGAGAAGUACUGAAAAAAGGGACAUUAUACGGUGCUUGUAUGGAGGAACAAAAUCACAAAGAAAGCUGUUUAAAUUAUGUGAAAGGAAGAGACUAGAAAAUCUUGAAGUACUUGGUAUCAUAAAGUCAAACUUGACAAAUAACUUUAAACAUACCAAAUUAAGAAGGCCUCUAACAUACCCACAAUUUCUUCUGAAAUUAAAAAGAUUAGCUUUAGACGAUUUUGAUACCUUGUUGAAAUCUGCUGAUGUCAGUAAACUGCUUAUAAGUGAUGUUAAUAAUACCAUUAAUAUAAAAAAGCCAAUAUCAGAAAUUGGUGAAGAGAUCAGUACUACAUAAAAUUUUACUGAACUAUUUGGGUAUCUGUACAGAAAUGGCACUCCAUUCAAAAAAGUAACUCGAGUGAAAAAAAAACCAGUAUUCAUUUUGUUUAUAUAUAUUAUUUUUGUACUUGCAUAAUACUGUUUUUUAUUUUUAUU
Megachile rotundata (alfalfa leafcutting bee) is the source of this 1268-nucleotide messenger RNA. RefSeq lists its product as uncharacterized. The record is from RefSeq and is a predicted model, not a curated record. Lineage: Eukaryota; Metazoa; Arthropoda; Insecta; Hymenoptera; Megachilidae.